Podarcis raffonei (Aeolian wall lizard) is the source of this 6383-nucleotide messenger RNA. It is a transcript of the gene CDHR1, whose product is annotated as cadherin related family member 1. Gene Ontology annotation, cellular component: plasma membrane; catenin complex. Gene Ontology annotation, molecular function: calcium ion binding; cadherin binding. Gene Ontology annotation, biological process: homophilic cell-cell adhesion. Bases 5 to 2830 code for a protein of 941 amino acids. The record is from RefSeq and is a predicted model, not a curated record. Lineage: Eukaryota; Metazoa; Chordata; Lepidosauria; Squamata; Lacertidae. The transcript has 17 exons.
AGAAAUGAGUCCCAGAGCUCCUUGCAAAGUAAUUGGUCUAAUUAGGUGGAAGGAAGGAGCGCCUUUAAAUUCCUCGGAAAUUAAGACGCGUCAUCCACUUAACAUCUUAACAUCUGCUCCUGCCUCUCCCCGCUGCACGGGGCUGAAGGACAGCUUACUGCCGGGUCUUUGGGGCCAUAUUUCCACCCACUUGCCCCCAAACUCAGAAGAUACUGACCCUUGCUCUGGGGGGAUGAAGCAUCUAUGGCAGCUGCCCCCAUCUUUGUUCCUCAAUUUGAUGCAUGUUUGCCUGGCUCAGGCGAAUUACGCUCCCUAUUUCUUCGACAAUGGAGCUAGCAGCACUAACGGGAACAUGGCACUUCUCAGCCUUUCAGAAGACACAGCUGUCGGUACACACGUGUACACGUUAAAUGGAACAGAUCCCGAAGGGGAUCCGGUAACCUAUGGCAUGACCUUUGAAUCUGGGUCAAGAAAGUACUUUGCUAUUGAUGAAAAUUAUGGAAAUGUUACACUGAUUGAAGAGCUGGACCGUGAGAGAGAAGAUGAGGUUGAAGUUGUCGUCAGCAUCUCAGAUGGCUUAAGUACGGUGGCUGAGAAAGUCAGGAUCCUUGUAACAGAUGCCAAUGACGAGAGCCCAGAAUUUACCAACACACCAUACAUAGCCCAAGUCCUGGAGAACACACCUUCAGGAAGCAGCAUCUUGAAAAUUGAAGCCAUAGACAGAGACACCGGUUCAGGGGGGAGCAUAACCUACUUUCUGCAGAACAUCCAUACAAAUAAGUUUACUAUAGAUCGCCACAGUGGUGUCCUUCGCAUCAAAACCGGGAUCACUCUUGACUAUGAAAAAUCCAGAACUUAUUUUGUUACUGUGGUGGCAAAGGAUGGCGGCGGCAAGCUCCGUGGCAACAACAAGGUGUUCUCAGCCACAACCACCGUCACAAUCAAUGUGGAAGAUGUUCAGGACACACCUCCGAUGUUUGUCGGCACUCCCUACUAUGGAUAUGUCUAUGAGGACACUCUGGCCGGUUCUGAGGUAAUAACGGUUGUUGCUAUUGAUGGGGACCGAGGGAAGCCUAAUGACAUUCAUUACCGCCUUUUGAAUGGAAGUGAAGGCUCGUUUGAAAUAAAUAACGCAACUGGAGCCAUUUCUGUUAUUAAAAGCCCAAAUCAGCUGAAGAAAGAAGUAUAUGAACUGAAAAUUCAGGCUUCUGAAAUCAGCCCGGAGGGUGAGGCGACUGCUCACGCCUUUGCCACGGCAACCAUACGAGUUGUGGACCUCAACAACCACCCGCCGACGUUCUACGGAGAAAACGGGCCACAGAACCGAUUUGAGCUCACAAUGUACGAGCAUCCGCCAGAGGGCGAGAUUCUGAGAGGCCUCAAAAUUACCGUCAAUGAUUCAGAUCAGGGGGCGAAUGCGAAAUUCAACCUCCGGCUUGUCGGGCCAGGUGGCAUUUUCCGCGUUGUCCCUCAGACUGUGCUGAAUGAAGCGCAGGUCACAAUCAUUGUAGAAAACUCUGCUGCCAUUGACUACGAAAAGUUCCAGGUCUUCACCUUCAAGCUUCUUGCAAUAGAAGUUAACACACCUGAGAAGUUCAGUUCAACAGCAGAUAUUGUGAUCCGUCUCUUGGAUACGAAUGAUAAUGUCCCAAAGUUUUCAUCUGAUUACUACAUCGCGAGGAUCCCAGAGAAUUCUCCUGGCGGCUCCAAUGUUGUGGCUGUAACGGCAACAGACCCUGAUUCAGGACUUUGGGGCGAAAUGAAAUACUCCAUUUAUGGAACAGGUGCAGAUCUAUUCCUCAUCCAUCCAUCCACUGGGAUCAUUUACACCCAACCAUGGGCCACGUUAGAUGCAGAAGUUACAUCCAAGUACAACUUUUAUGUGAAGGCAGAAGAUACGGAGGGGAAGUAUAGCUUGGCUGAAGUCUUCAUUACUGUGCUUGAUGUCAACGAUCACUCCCCAGAGUUCAACGAGAACAUCCAGGAAAAAACCAUGAUUAUAGGCACUCCAGUGAAAGUGGAGGCAAUAGACCAAGAUGCGGAAGAACCCAAUAACAUAGUUGACUAUUCUAUUAUGCAAGCAGAUCCUGCCAAUGUGUUUGAUAUAGACCAAAGCACCGGAGAAAUAAAACUGAAAUCCUACAUAAGAUCCUUGGACAUAAUUCACAACAUCACCAACAACAAAGACUGCAUAUGGUCGGUGGUAGUUCAAGCCAAAGAUCGGGGCUCUCCUUCAUUUAGCACCACCGCUGUCCUGAAGAUUGAUAUCACAGAAGAGACUCUUCACAAAGGGCCUAUGGCUGCCUUUUUGAUGCAAACAAAAGAUAACCCCAUGAAAGCCUUAGGAGUGCUAGCUGGUGUCAUGGGGGUGAUGGUGGCGAUCACCAUCUUAAUCUCCACCGCCAUGUUCUGGCGCAAUAAGAGGUCCAACAAAAUCAUGCCCGUGAGACGGAUCAUUAAAAAAAGGCAGAACCACCAACCAACCAGGAUGACCAGAAUGGAGUGGCUGAAAUUCAAGAGGCCCAGCAACGCUGCGGAGAAGUUUGUCGUCGAAGAGGAUACCAAGAGUCUGCAAAAUGAGAACAGCAACAACAACUUCCAGGUGCCCCUUCAUCCGCCGCCACCUGAUGCUCCAGCCCUACCUCCAGCCCCAGCACUCAAGACUAAUGUCUCUGAAUGGAGGGUCCCCACAGUAUCCGGAUCGCUGAGUCCGAAGAUUAUUAAAAAGCAGGCGAAGAAAGGUGCCGCGGUCUGCACAUCCCACAAUGCCCUGGUGUCGGAGCUCAAGCAGAGGUUUGAAAUGAGAAAUGCGGCAAGCCCUCACAUUUAGUGUCUCCUCCCCACAGCUUGCAUGGGGAGUGUGUCUUCUGUGUGCCAUUCCAGGUACAUGGUGUGAUUUUCGUAUUUUGCAUUUUGUACCAAUUCCCCAUCUCCCCACAAGCUGAAAACGCUCAUUAUCUCUUCUCGGUGUUUCGCAUCCAUUCGCCCGGAUCGCAUGCCAGUACAUAUCCUCUCGCCUGGUGCAAUUGUUUCACCUAUAACUUUAUGGUAAUAUGUGGUGAGCAUUUGUUACAAUGUUUUUAUACAGGUUCCCGCUGCAAAGUCUGCUUGCGUGUUUGUGUGCUGCAAUUUUCAGGAUGCCAAUUUGUUCUGUAUCUGGCCAAUGCUUUCCAGUGAUCUGUUUUAAAGUUCAGCUUGAAAUAUUGAAUGUUUUAAAAUAUCUCAUGCCAGAGUCCUCAAGGAAUAGCCAAGUAAGCCUAACAAGCUGCCCCAUCUCCUAGCAUGCCACUCGCUGAAAUUCAGUAGCUCCAGGGUCCAGCUCAGAUGUUGAUUGACCUUUUAAAUUGUUCUGCCCCAGCCAUAACUCGGGCUUUACUUGGGCUGGAAUUUGACAGCAUUCCCAAUCAUAUAGGCAUCAAGCAUACAGAUUAACAUGUCCCAAUGUGAGGUGUGAAUGAUGCAAUUUGCCCUAACCUGUCCAAGAAAAUCUCUUGAAUGAGAAAGGAAGGAGGUGAGGGAUCAUGGCAGGAGGUGACAGCCAACAGCAUCACUUUCCCAGCAAGGAUUGUGGUAUUUCUAGUUGCAAUCCAGUUUUUUCCACCUUCAGGAAGGUGAGGGAGGAGGCAGUUCUCAGGACUGAAAUGAACACAGACAGCAAGGAGAGUUGUGUUUACCCUGAUUCUGCUCACAGGUGUGCAGUCAGGGGUAUUCAUGUCAUCCCUAAUCACAGGUAACAUGAACAGUAUUGGGGCACAUGCAUUGAAUGACAAGUAAGGAUAGGUUGACAAAAAUUUAUCAGACGUAGAGAUCUGAGCCACUUCUGUCCAUAAAGUAAGCAGAUGAGUUAUACUGAAAACAGGAAUGUUUUCAUAACAUUCAGUAUUAUUGAGAGUCGACUCGUCUCUAUGUGAUAUGCCUCAUCGCAACAGACCAGUGACGUAAAACUUUUUAUGGAGGAGUGGAAAGACCAAGAGUUCUUUCUCUAUAAAAGGCAAAAUUGCUCCCUACACUGCUGCAAAACAGUGCUUUACUGCUUUACGAGCAUCCUAACCACUGAAUGUUUAAAACGCCGGUGUUUAUGGGAAUUUGAAGUUAAGGUGCUGCAGAGGGACAACCUGAACAUUCCCCUGGUGUUAAAUUACUACAAACAAGGCAGUUAAAUGAGAAACAUGGUGUCAGAAGUGUUUGCCUUGGAGUGGAGCUGGGCAAAGAAAAGGUGUGAACAGGAGAAAGACAGAAAUCGCUUGCAACUCUGCAUCAUUUUGAGAUGCAGCGCAAUUUAGGUAAACUUCUGCGCUGAGGCCAUUUAAGGAAUGUAGCAACAUCCCUUAAAAUUGUAUCAUGUGGAAUGGUAGUGCCAUACCCUUAUAAACAUGAUGUAAGGCUUUCAAGCUGCAUCCUGCUAACCAAGGAAUAUAGGAGGAUGUUGUGUGUGUUUUCUUCCUGAAACCUCCUCCAUUUCACCCAUUGUGACUGGUCCACAGGUGAGGCAGACAGACCUGUCCAGAUAGCCUGACCUUCUCCUGGCUCUAAUAGCCACAAGGCAGAGGGAAGCCUAACACUAUCUGCAUCAUAUCUAGACUGGUUUGCUGGUGGCCCUAACUUGAUUCCUUACUAGUUCUAAGCAAGAGUUGCCAUCAAAGCAAUUUAUGGUGACUUCAUGGGUUCAUUUUGGGAAGGAACAUCAGGGUGUUUGAAGGAGGCAAAGGCUGGUUCAACCAGACAUGGGUUUACCAACGUGGUUCCAUUCCCCACUCUAUAUUAUUGGGCUCCAAAUCCCAUCAGUCCUAGCCAGCAUGACCCUUCUUUGUGUGCCACCUCCAUGGGAGAUUUAGAGGGUGACAAUGCAAGAACGGGCCUUUUCAGUGGCACCCCUUUUGCUUUCUUCAUUCCUCUGUUUUGGGCCCUUGAUCUGAAGGGUGGCAUUGCGGGGGGGGGGGACGUAUCCCUGCCUUUUCAUUUAGCUAUGUUUUUAGCCUGUGUUGCUGUGUUUUUCGUUUUUUAUUGUUUUCAUUUGCUUUGCAAGAAAACCAACUGACAAAUAUAAUAAAUAAUAAGAAUAGCCGGUGGUGUUGGAACUUGUAGCCCUGCAAAAUCCAGAGGACGCAACAUUGGCUACCCCCAAACCAGAUUAACAAAAUGUCCCUCCAUUCAAUUUCGUAAAUUACACUCCUGGGCGAAUCCCCCACUUGAGAUCUCCAUGAAUAGUCACAGGAGAAGAUAAUAGCUUGAAGGCACAUGAAAGAGUCCUAUUGUUGAUCAGGUCUGGCCAUGUAAUGGCUUGGAAGAAAGUCCUCCCAGGAACUAUAUGUGAGGUGCUUGGAGCUCUUCAGAUGAAGAGCUGAGUAUAUGCGUCAUAAAUAGCUUUAAAAAGAGGCACAUCUCUUAUAUUGCACCCAGAGGGGCACAUCCAAAUCAUGGGAAGAUUUGUAAAUCAUGCAACAUCUUUCCUUUUGUUUCUGAACCUACUUAAACAAAUUCUCUUUGAGGUACCAAAAGCUUCCAAGAAUUGCCUGCAUUCCUAUUUUCUUAACACAGUGUUUUAUUGCACAAUGCGAUGAAGGUCAAAAAAACUCUAGGGCUGCCAUCCAUUUGUAAUCUGUAUGGAUUGUUCAUAUUUUUGAAAUAUAUCUGUCCAUAUUAUAUGUAAAAAAAACCUAUUGCAGAUAUACUUUUUCUGGAAUCAACAUUUUGUGCACAAACAAACUUGAAUCAGUUCUACAUUUUAUUUUUAAAUGAGGCGUUUGAGGGAGAAGAAAUUAUGGAACCACAAAAAGCAUCUUGUGCAUUUUGCCAGGUUUUAGGGGGGGGCAGAGGGUGAUUUGUGUUAGACUGUAGCUAACUAACAAACAGCCCUGUGGAACCUUAAAGACCAGCACAUUUGAUUAUGCUAAAGAUGCCACCAUAAAAUGUGUUUAAGGUACCGCAAGAUUUUACUAGGUUUUAGCAAUAGAAUGUUGGAAUUAGAACGAGACGGGAGGAAAGGUGUAGCAGGAUUAUAUUUCUCCUGCAACUCCUCCCCUCUCCCCAGCAGAAGUGUGCUGUACCUUCACAAGUCAAAGAGCCCAAUUGCGCUUAUAGAAUGGGCAGCAAAGAAUAAUUCUUCUUCCCCCCCUCGUAAAGGAGUCCAGAGCAGCUAUUGCCCACCUACAUGAAAAACAUCUGUAUUGCCCCAUCCUUUGGCAGCUGAAAAGGUGGCAACCCUCAGCAUCAUGUUCAAGAAAAGACUUAUAAUAUUAGACUUAAUAGAUUUCAACAUAAGUAAGAGGUAACUGUUUUUCUUUUACAUCGUGCAACUCCCCAUCCCCCAAACUGAAUGCAGUUGUUCUGUACUACGUGAACUGCGUUCCAAAUGUUUUUUGUUAAUAAAAACUUGUAAAAUG